Messenger RNA from Rhipicephalus microplus (southern cattle tick), 4241 nucleotides. It is a transcript of the gene ema, whose product is annotated as C-type lectin domain containing ema. Gene Ontology annotation, cellular component: late endosome; Golgi apparatus. Gene Ontology annotation, biological process: regulation of autophagosome maturation; vacuolar transport; endosomal transport. The record is from RefSeq and is a predicted model, not a curated record. Lineage: Eukaryota; Metazoa; Arthropoda; Arachnida; Ixodida; Ixodidae.
CUCCCGUUAUUCCGACAGGGCCGCCGUGUCUUGUUUUGCAGCUGCACGAUUUUUCCUGCGAUGAAAUGGCCGUCCCCUCCGAACACCACGGCGUUUGAUCGCUGACCCCGUUCGAGUGAGAGACCGCACAUUCACGACUGCCAAGCGAAAGCCUUUCAGUGUUAUGGUGAACCUCGCGCGGACUCUAUUGUGAUCGUCGACGGUGACAAAACAUCAACACCACCUUCAAGGGGACCACCACCACCAUGUUUCGCAACAAAGGUUGGUUCUCGGGUGGUCUCUGGAAACCCAAGAACCCGCACUCUCUGGAACAUCUCAAGUAUUUGUACCACCUGCUGUCGAAGAACCAGACGGUCACUGAGCAGAACAAGAGCAUCCUGGUGGAGACUCUUCGCUCGAUUGCCGAGAUUCUUAUCUGGGGUGACCAGAAUGACAGCACCGUCUUCGAUUUCUUCCUGGAGAAGAACAUGCUCUCCUUCUUUCUGAAGAUCAUGAAGCAGAAGUGUGGCCGCUACGUGUGCGUCCAGCUUCUGCAGACGCUCAACAUCCUCUUUGAGAACAUCCGCAACGAGACGUCACUGUAUUACCUCUUGUCCAAUAACCACGUGAACUCCAUCAUCGUGCACAAGUUUGACUUUUCCGAUGAAGAGGUGAUGGCAUACUACAUAUCUUUCCUGAAGACUCUCUCGCUCAAGCUCAACAAUCACACCAUUCAUUUUUUCUACAACGAGCACACCAACGACUUCCCCUUGUACACCGAGGCCAUCAAGUUCUUCAACCACAACGAGAGUAUGGUGCGCAUCGCUGUCCGUACACUCACCCUCAACGUCUUCAAAGAAGCUAAUGCCAGCAGGCCCGAGGGCAUGCUGCAAUCCAAACAUAAGAGAAAAAAUGGACGUGUGGAGGACCGGGCGAUGCUGAAGUUCAUCCGCGAUCGGACGGCCGCACCGUACUUCUCCAACCUCGUCUACUUCAUCGGCAAGCACGUCCUUGAGCUGGACAGCUGCGUCACGCAUGCUGAGCACGGCUACAGCACGCGUCUGUCGGACCUGGUGGCCGAACACUUGGACCACCUGCACUACGUGAACGACAUCCUGUGCCUUCGGAUCGAAGCCCUGAAUGCGGUGCUCACCGACCACCUCCUCAACCGGCUCCUGGUGCCCCUCUACGUGUACUCCCUCGUCCAGGGACCCCACCCGUGCCUAGCGGAUGACCGGAAGAAAGUCAGCAGCAUAGUCUCCUUGUUCCUCUUGUCACAGGUGUUCCUGAUAGUGUCGCAUGAGCCGUUAGUCAGGCAGCUGGCAAACAUUAUUCUGAACCGGGACAUGAAGGUGUUCACCGCGAGGGCCAAGGAGGACUCUGCAUCAAACAAGAGCGACCUGGGCAGCGAGCCCGAGUUUGUGGCCCCCGAAGAGACGCUCGAGAAGAGCCUGGAGACGUGGACGUCCGCGGCGCCGGCGAGCGAGGCCGGCAUGAGCGCUGAAGAGGAGGGUUGCCACGGUGAUCCCCCCCACGCCAACAGUUCAGCCGCGGCGACGCCGACCAACGCCUGCCCACCUGGCCGUUCCCCGUCCGUGUCCUGUCAUCCCGAGGACGGCGAUCACUCGCAGCCAGCCUCCUCAGCCGACUGCGAGGUGAACCCCGCCUACCUUCCGGACGGCCUCAACAUCACGGACGAACAGAAGGCCGAGGCUGUGCAGAGGCUCAACAUGGCCGCCCUGGAGCAGCUCAGCCAGGGUUGGCCACUCUGCGAGAGGCCCUUCUUGGCAGCCGUCUUGAACGCCCUAGACUGCAGCGAAAAUGACCACCCGGCGUUGUUCGCACUUUGUCUACUCUACGCGUUGGGCCACAAUCCAGGCAUCAACCGCGAGCUGCUGGACACUGUGCUCAUGCCAUCCCUGAACCCGGAGACGAAGCACUGGUACAAUGUGGCCCUCAUGGACAAGCUGAUCCAGAUUAUCGCCUUGAGCUGUAAAUAUGGAACUAAGGUGCGACUGGCGACUCUGGAGAUGUCUCUGCUGCUGCUUCGCCAGUUGGCCACAAUCGACGGCGAGUCGUGUCUCCAGGACCACCACCUGGCCGGCUUGGAGCAGGCCAAGGAGGAGAGCACGCUGCUGCUCCGGAAUUUCUACAAGAGUGAGGAGAUGUUCCUCGACAUGUUUGAAGACGAGUACCAGGAGAUGAAGAAGAAACCGCUCAACGUGGAGUACCUGAUGAUGGACGCCAACCUGCUGCUGCCGCCCAUGGGGACGCCCAUGUCCGGGGUGGAGUUCCACAAGCGCCUGCCCUGUGGCGAAGUGGAGAGGAUGCGAAGGGCUAUACGAGUGUUUUUCCUGCUACGCGAGCUCUCCCUGUUCCUGAGCAACGAUCGGGAGACGCAGCUGCCGCUCACAAACUUGGCGAGCUGCGUCAAGGUAGACGACGUCCUUGACCUGAACAACAGCGACCUGAUCGCCUGCACGGUGGUGAGCAAGGACACGCAGAAGAUCCGGCGCUUCAUGGUGAUCGACGUGGCGCAGCUCGUUCUCGUCGAGCCCGACGCCAAGCGGCUCGGCUGGGGAGUGGCCAAGUUUGUGGGCUUCCUUCAGGACAUUGAGGUCACAGGCGACAAGGAGGACAGCCGGUGCCUACACAUCACGGUGCACAGCAGGGGGUCGGCGAGCCGCAACGCGAGCGGCCCCGGGAGCGUGCCCCUCCUGGCGGCGCGAUUCCUUUUCGACGACCACAUCCGCUGCAUGGCGGCCAAGCAGCGUCUCAACAAGGGGCGCAUGCGCGCGCGACAGCGGAAGAUGCAUAGCAUCGCCCGCCUCCUGGACCUGCCGCUGCAGCCGCCGUCGCCCCUGCGGCACCAUCCGCACACACCCAGGGCGCCGUGCGGACCGGCGGCAUCUCUGUCGGCCGCGUCGAGUCUGAUGCACCGAAGUCUCUCACAGGACACGGGGCUCCGCGGUCGGGCGGGUACCGCGGGCGCGGCAGGUCCUCCUACGCACCACCAGCCAUACAGGCCACUGUUCACGACGUCCUCGAAGGUGCCCGGCUUCGCCACAGCACGAUCCGGGCACCGGGGCAGCGCUGGUGACAUCGAAGGUCGGCAGCGAAGGCGUUCGGGGAGCAGCCCCGUCUCUCGCGGCCGGUCAACGUCGCGGGAGUCGUCUCCACGCCUCGGUCACCGGUCGCGGGACCACUCUGAGGAGAUUCCUCUGGAAGACCUGUCAACCAGGGUCACGGGCAGCCAGUCUCCUGUGCAGAUGAGGCCCUGCUCCGGCAGUCCCAGUGAAGGCAGUUCCAGCGGUGUCUGCAAGAAACCGCGCUCCGAGGAAACGGCAAUGGACCAGUCUGCCUCGCCGGAGGUCGGGGCUCCCGCGGUCUCGCUGGUGGUCCCGUCGACGGACUUUGAAGUGCCGCUCUUGCUUCCGCCCAAAGAAGGUUCCGCCACCACGCUUCCGUCGCCUCCAUCAAGUGUCGACGAGAUGGGCGACAGUCCAGCGACCGAAUGCCGGAAGCCAUGCUGCUUCAGCGAGACGUCGUUCUCGGAAGGGUCCGGCACGGCGGAGCACUGCAAUGGUGACUUCUCGGAGGACACUGCGACGUGCCGGUCGUCCUCGGACGAGACGACCGUCCUCGGCACGGAAGUUGUCGACGACGGCUUCGAGGCAACCCUCACGCUGGCCGCGACAUCCAAGGCCAAAGAUGUCUGGUGCGCACAGUCUAGUGUGUUUGCGCCGCUGGGAACGAGUGUUCAAGCCAGCAGCACGCAGCUGCGUCGGCCCUUCAGCCACCCGUCUUGGAUCUAGCUUCAGCUUUUGUCGGCUUCGAGUGCGGCUUGCAGUCUCCAAGAAAGCAGGCGCAGGCCUGCCUCGAUUUGUACAGUUUUGCAAGUGCCGAAGUCGUCUGCUUCCUUUUCCUUCUCUCUCACGCAAUAAAGUAACGAGUUGUUGGGGUCGACGACAAUGUGUGGAGAGGAGACGCAAAACAGUGACAAGUACACUGAGUUACCUGUUUUGUCUUUCAGUGCGCGUGCGUGGCAUGUUGUAUAUAUAAAGAUCAGAGUGAGUAAACAUUUUCUUGCUCCUUUUUUGUUUCCUUAAUUUAGGACUGUUUGUAGUGAAAAAAGGGGCCCUCUUGUACACAAGCGUGCUGGUGGAACUACUGUUUUUGACGCAUUUGUUGUAAAUAUGUGAGAACCAUGCAUUGUACGUAGGAGUGGGAGAGUAAAUAUAUAUUUGAAAAUUUUGCACGAA